Protopterus annectens (West African lungfish) is the source of this 2824-nucleotide messenger RNA. RefSeq names its product cilia and flagella associated protein 52 (gene CFAP52). Gene Ontology annotation, molecular function: protein binding. Gene Ontology annotation, biological process: cilium assembly. The transcript has 14 exons. NCBI's taxonomy places the organism in Eukaryota, Metazoa, Chordata, Ceratodontiformes, Protopteridae. The coding region runs from base 93 to 1958 and encodes 621 amino acids. The record is from RefSeq and is a predicted model, not a curated record.
CGCAAGUAACAUUUCUUUAGUAGUUGAUUCUUUGUAGUACUCUGUUUAAAAACUGGAAGAUAAAGAAGAAAACUUAUAAUUUAUAGCAGAACAUGGCUGUUAUUAACCAAGACGAUGUUCUCCGACUAGAAUUGGAGUCCGUGAUCGGAUUUAACGGACAAGUUCCAUCAGGUCUGAUUGUCCAUCCUGAUAGAGAAGCUCUCAUCUAUCCACUUGGGUGUACAGUGAUCAUACAGAACAUCAGCAGUAGGAUGCAAUACUUUCUGCAUGGACAUACUAACAAUGUCUCCUGUGUGGCUGUGUCCAAAAGUGGCCAGUAUGUUGCUUCAGGACAGGUUAUCUAUCUUGGUUUCAGAGCAGAUAUCAUCAUCUGGGAUUACAAAAAGAGGGAAAUGUAUGCAAGACUGAGUCUCCAUAAAGCAAAAGUCGAAGCCUUGGCAUUCUCACCAAAUGAUAUGUACUUGAUAUCACUUGGUGGUCAGGAUGAUGGCAGUGCUGUGAUGUGGAACAUAGCAAGUAAGGAAGCUAUCUGUGGUAGUUCUGCUUCAGCUGCCAGUGCAGGAAAUACUCUAACGGUGACAUUCUCAAAUCACAGUGAUGAUUGCUUCAUCACUGCAGGGAAUGGCACACUUCGAGUCUGGGAGCUUGACAUACCAAACCGGAAAAUUCGUCCGACUGAUUGUCAGUUGGGGCAGGUGAAACGAAUAGUGAAAUGUAUCGCUGUAUCUGAAGAUGACAGUUUCUUCUACUGUGGCACAACUACUGGUGACAUUCUAAAAGUCAAUUUGAAAUCUAAGCUGCUGAGCAGCUAUGGGCCUCAGAAAGAGAAAUAUAGUCUAGGUGUCACAGCACUUCAGAUACUAAAAACAGGAGAUCUUCUUGUUGGGUCAGGAGAUGGCAUUGUGUCUUUGUGCAAGGAAUCCAACUAUAAAGCAAUCAAGAGAGUCAAGCUGGAUGGUGCUAUAACUUCCAUAAGUCUUCGAGGUCAAGGACAUCAGUUCUUUAUUGGCACAGGCUUGUCGCAGAUAUACAGAUUCAACUAUACAGAGUUCAAAGAAGAGCUUAUCACAACAUGCCACAGUGAAGCUGUCAAUGAUAUAACAUUUCCUCUUGGAUCGUCUGAACUGUUUGCUACUUGUUCAAAGAAUGACAUCCGUGUAUGGCACACUGAGACCAGUAAAGAGUUGCUGCGCAUCACUGUCCCAAACAUGACAUGCCAUGCUAUUGAAUUUAUAGCAGAUGGCAAAAGUAUUAUCAGUGCUUGGAAUGAUGGAAAGAUCCGUGCUUUCACUCCUGAAAGUGGUCGCCCAAUGUAUACCAUAAAUAAUGCACACAGUAUGGGAGUAACUGCUGUUGCUACUACAAGUGACUCCAGAAAGAUAAUCAGUGGAGGUGGAGAAGGGCAGAUAAGAGUGUGGGAGAUAAGCCAAAAUGCCCACAGACUGAUGGAAUCAAUGAAGGAACACAAAUCAUCUGUGUCAUGCAUUAAAGUGAAGAAUAAUAAUAAAGAAUGUGUGAGUGCAAGCUCCGAUGGAACCUGUGUCAUCUGGGAUAUUGAGCGUUUUGUUAGAAACCAGAUGGUGCUGGCUAACACUUUAUUCCGGUGUGUAUGUUACCAUCCUGAAGAAUUCCAGAUCAUCACCAGUGGAACAGAUAGAAAGAUUGCAUAUUGGGAGGUGUUUGAUGGCUCUGCAAUUCGAGACCUUGAAGGGUCUUCAUCAGGCUCAAUAAACGGAAUGGAUAUUUCACCUGAUGGGGCAUAUUUUACUACAGGUGGUGAUGAUAAGCUUGUUAAAGUAUGGGGCUACAAUGAAGGUGAGGUAACACAUGUUGGAACAGGCCACAGCGGCAAUAUAACAUGCCUGAAGAUCUGCCCAAAUUCCCGGUUCAUCGUCAGUGUGAGUUCAGAUGGUGCCAUUCUGAGAUGGAAAUAUCCACAUCCCAACUAUAUGCAGUAAAGUAAUCCAAGACCAGAAUAUUUCAACUUCACUGCUUUUUACAGAAACAAUACUUGUGCAAUAAGAUCUAUGCAGAAUUGAGAAGAUGCUCUGAUGCAGAAGAAUUAUUCUCCCUUGGAUGAGAGCAAUUUUAAACCAGUUUCGGACCAGGUGGAUCAAGCCUGAACAGAAGAACUAAAUAUGAAAAUAAUCUGUUGUAUUAUUUUCACAAGUUACCUGUUACACAGUUGUGUAUGUCUGUCCAUGUAGUAUGGCAGGUCAAGAAAUGAAAAUUUGAGUAACUACUACUGCUUAUUGAAAAGCCUUGUUUUGUACACUGUUUAUUCCCAAAGUACAUGCUAUUUUAAUUGUCAUUAUUUGUUUCUUUCCUUUAUAUUUCAUAUAUUGUUUCUCAUGUAUAUUAGCUCAUUGCACACAACACACAAGCUCUGGAAUUUUUAUUCUAAUGGGCUACGUAUAUGGGACAGUAGAUGACAUCAGUACCACUUACAGUAGAUAUUUAAAUUGAAGUUAAAGGACAUGUAAACAAGCAGUAUGCAGGUAUUCUUGGAUAACACAGAACAUACAUAUAUAGACAAACCUGCACCCCCUAAAGACACGCACACACACACACACACACACACACACACACACACACACACACACACACACACACACACACACACACACACACACACACAAAAAUACACCUGAAUGCUGUGCUUCAUUAUAGGGAAAUUUCAGAUUAAAUCCUACUUUGUCAAAUUAAAAAAAACGGAUCAACAACAUUUUCUGUUUAAAACUCAUACUUUUGUAACACUUCCAAAUAUACAUCAUGGCUAUAUAGAAUGGCAUCACUUGUAAUAAAGGAGAGAAGACCUACUAUA